This is a messenger RNA of Helicoverpa armigera (cotton bollworm), 862 nucleotides long. RefSeq lists its product as uncharacterized. The transcript is spliced from 5 exons. Bases 42 to 824 code for a protein of 260 amino acids. Lineage: Eukaryota; Metazoa; Arthropoda; Insecta; Lepidoptera; Noctuidae. The record is from RefSeq and is a predicted model, not a curated record.
UUUAUAUAUAAACCAAAGAUAGAAUUCAAAAUUACAUUAAAAUGUUUGUUACAAAUUCCGCAGUGUGGUUUACGUUCACAUUUUUCGCUUUAUGUGAAUCCAUUGUUGUUGAAGACCUCCCAAAAUGCCACCUGGACGAUUCCGAAUGUCUAAGAGACUUAUAUGAAAUGGUGAUCAAGGAAAUAAUCGAGAAUGGACUGCCCGAACAAGAUGUACCACCGAUGGAACCUAUGGUUAUAGAAAACGUUACUUUUAAUAUCCAUGAAGUGGCGAACUUAACAAUAGUAGAAGGUAUGGCUAAAGGAAUCAAGGAAUGCAUUGUUGAAAAAUUCAGUAUUAAUAUAACUGCAGGAAUAGGACACCAGGAAAAUACAUGCGAUAUUUCAGUAGAGGGGCAUUACAUAAUGGAAGCUUUCAGUCCUUUGUUCAAGAACUUCCUUGGAGAAGAAUAUAUGCACGGCAAUGGAUAUGGAAAAUCUGAAACUGAAAACAUGCAUCUGAUAUUCGAUUUCCCCUUCAACGUAAUACAGCACGAUGACGGGGAGAUCUACAUAAAAUGUAUCUACGACCUCAUCAAGUACGACUAUGAAAAUAGAGAGAAAGUGGUGUAUGCCGCUGAUAGUAUUGUUGUGGGGGACGAGGAUAUCAGUGAACUCAUGGUCGAGAUGAUGAACGAAAACUGGCAAUUCGUAAUGUCGACAUGUGCUCCGCCAUUUAUGGACAAAUCCGUGGAGUCCUACUUCAAGUUUGUUGGCUAUUUCUUUGACAGCGUGCCAGCAAGACACUACAUCAUUGAGGACUUGUCGCCUUAUCUUAAACCCUAAAUCACCAUUUUGCAAACCAUUUUAUUCACCUUUUGGCU